Impatiens glandulifera is the source of this 2049-nucleotide messenger RNA. RefSeq names its product probable folate-biopterin transporter 2. The record is from RefSeq and is a predicted model, not a curated record. The coding region runs from base 263 to 1747 and encodes 494 amino acids. The transcript has 5 exons. Gene Ontology annotation, cellular component: membrane. NCBI's taxonomy places the organism in Eukaryota, Viridiplantae, Streptophyta, Magnoliopsida, Ericales, Balsaminaceae.
AACGGGGGAGAGGAAAUUUCUUUGGUGUUGACAACUCUUCCGUCCUACCCAUUUUCAUAGUUGAAUGGAGCUAUUGACCUCUCUCUUCUUCUUGAUCGUCUAACAAUCCCUUAACAAAGACAAAUUUCAAAGAGUUCAGAUCUUCAUUGCAGAUUAUGUUGUUAUAUCAAGUUGACAUAAUCUAUGUAGAUCUCACAGAUUCAAGAAGAGUAUGAGGAGUGUGAAAAUUGGAAGUGGGUUUUUGUAGAAGUUUUGUGAUAAAAUGGGGGAAGGAGAGAAACCUUCGUCUAAUUUUGAGCUUGAAGAUGAAUCUAAGAAGAAGAGGAUCUGGGCUUUUUUAUGGGCGCCAGUUCAAUGGCUCAAAAUGUUGUCCAUGGAAAUGCAUUGGAGCUUCGUUUUUGGAGUUGUUGUUGUAUAUGGGAUAAGUCAAGGAUUGGGUGGUGCUCUUCUUCGUGUAGGUACUGAGUUUUAUAUGAAGGAUGUUCAGAAAGUGCAGCCUUCUGAAGCUCAGAUUUACUCUGGAAUAACUAAUAUUCCUUGGAUUGUUAAACCUAUUUGGGGGAUUCUCACUGAUGUUGUUCCCAUUUUUGGGUAUCAUCGAAGUCCUUACUUCAUUUUUUCAGGUGCUCUAGGAAUCAUCUCCAUGCUGUUCCUAUCAAUGCAGAAAAGGUUGCAUCUUGUUAUGGCUCUGGUUUCUUUAACAGCAUCAAGUGCUGGCGCUGCUAUAGCGGAUGUUACUGUUGAUGCUUGUGUAGCACAAAACAGCGGUGCUCUUCCAUUGCUAGCAGCCGAUUUGCAAAGCUUAUGCGCCUUGAGUUCCUCUAUUGGAUCAUUGCUUGGAUUCGCUUUUAGCGGAAUCUUGGUUCAUUUGAUUGGACCUAAGGCAGUUUUAGGUUUGCUUGCAAUCCCUUCUGGACUUGUAUUGUCAGUUGGCAUUUUGCUCAAGGAACCUUACAUUCCCAAUUUUGGUUACAGACAGGUUACAAGGAAGUUCAUUGAUGCUGCCAAGGAUAUGUGGACAACCUUAAAAUGCCCAGAAGUUUGGAGGCCAUGCAUUUACAUGUUCAUAUCCCUUGCUUUAAGUUUAAAUAUCCAUCAAGGAAUGUUCUAUUGGUAUACAGAUGCAAAGACUGGUCCAGGUUUCUCCCAGGAAACAAUUGGUUUCAUAUAUUCAAUUGGUUCAGUUGGUUCUCUUCUAGGAGCUAUUUUAUAUCAAUACAAUCUUAAAGAUCAUUCCUUUAGAAAUCUAUGCUUUUGGACCCAAUUGCUAUUUGGUCUUUCUGGAAUGCUGGAUUUAGUUCUCAUACUACGACUAAACUUGAAACUAGGAAUACCCGAUUAUCUAUUUGUUGUGAUCGACGUUAGUGUUUCUCACUUGAUCGGACGGUUGAAAUGGAUGCCACUUUUAGUUCUAAGUUCUAAGCUUUGCCCGCCUGGCAUUGAAGGCACUUUGUUUGCUUUGCUGAUGUCCAUCGACAAUGCUGGCCUGUUAACUGCUUCAUGGGCAGGGGGAGUUUUGCUUCAUUUGUUGAAGGUGACUCGUGAUAAGUUUGAUCAUCUUUGGCUGGCGGUUUUGGUUAGGAAUAUAAUGAGACUUUUGCCGCUUUGUUUACUGUUCUUGGUACCUGGUGGCGAUCCCAAUUCGUCUAUUCUUUCCACAAAUGAUGAUGUAAAGGAAGAGAUCAAAGCACAAGAGGAAGAUAAUAUGGAACUUGUCUCUCUUGUUAGUAAAGAUGAGGGAAGAUAACGAAGAAGAGUCGAAACAAAGACAAACAAUAUCGGCAUUGUUGUACGCCGUUAAAUCAGUUGAUGGAAUGUAAGUAGAUUUCUCGAUUUUUCACUUUAUACCUCUUUUUUAUUAUUAUCUGUAAACGAUUUCGAAAGUAGAAAGCUUUGUAUUUAAAAAAGCUUUAUAACUUUUAAUAUUGAAAUAGGCAUCACCUUAUCUUUAUUUUAUUCCAUUUUGUUUGUAUACUAUUUGGAUUACACUUUUGUUAUGUUUCUAAUAGUCACAUUUCAAAUAUAUAUAUAUAAUGCAUUUAUUUUAUG